UGACAGCUGUCAGGGCCGACGGGCGGCGCGUGGCGGGGAAGAUGCCUAAAAAGAAGCGGGAGAGGGGGAGCGUGGCUCAGGAGAUCGACGGGCUGGAAGAGAAGCUGUCGCUGUGUCAGAGGGAGCUGGAGGAGCUGGACGGCAGGCUGGGGAGGGAGGAGCUGAGCCCCCAGGACAGGAGGUCCCUUGAGAAGCAGAAGAAAGGUCUGGAGACCAAAGCCUCCAACUACGAGCGGGAGCUCCAGGUCCUGCGGCGAGAGAACCGCCGGAACACGCUGCUCUCGGUGGCCAUCUUCCUGCUCCUGGUCCUCGCCUACACCUGCUGGACCGUGUGACGCCGCUCCCCCGUCCCCCCUCCCGAAAGGGACCGACUCCGCUGGCCCCGGCUCUCCGCCGCAGGGUCUCGCGCGGAGGGGAGGGACCGAGGACCGGCCGCCCCCCGCCCCCGGCGCUUAAUCCCGGCUCCGCCGCCCGUCCGCCGCGUGACCCCGAGCGGAUCGCUUGGCUUCUCUGUACCUCAGUGACCUCUCCUCCGCGAAACGGGGGUUCAGACUACGAGCCCCUCACGGGGCGGGGACCGCGUCCGACCCCAUUUGCGCGCGUUCGCCCCAGCGCUCGGCCCCGCGCCUGGCACGCAGUAAGCGCUCGACAGACACCACGCUCGUUACCCGACGUCGGCCCUCCGCGGGGCGGCCGGGCCGGCCGGACCCAUCGCCGCCCGCCCGCGGGGUCCGCUGAGGCCAACCCGGGCCGCUCCGCGAUCCCGCCCGCCCCGGGGGCUGCCGGGCGGCCACGGGGCGGAGUCCUGGUCCGGGCCCCGUCGUCUUUGGCGGGGGGAAGACCGCCAAUAAAAGGAUCUCGGGCCGAC
This is a messenger RNA of Ornithorhynchus anatinus (platypus), 868 nucleotides long. RefSeq names its product coiled-coil domain containing 167 (gene CCDC167). NCBI's taxonomy places the organism in Eukaryota, Metazoa, Chordata, Mammalia, Monotremata, Ornithorhynchidae. Bases 42 to 335 code for a protein of 97 amino acids. The transcript is spliced from 4 exons. The record is from RefSeq and is a predicted model, not a curated record.